AUGUUCAAGCUAUCUGUAGCGUUCAUCACUUUUGUCCUUUUCCAAAACAUACUGGCCGCUCCGGUCCUGCUCACAACCUCCCCACUGGGUACUACAGAAGUCAAUGCGGUAAACCGUCGCGCCAACGGUGAUCCUGGACAGGCGCAUGACAUAUACAGCAAUGAUAUCUCUGUCUUGGACAAUGAAGACGAUAUUGUCAACCGUAGGCAGAGUGCAGGAUCUGUUAUAGCGACCCUGCCACCUCAUUUGCAGGGAACUACGACAGGUGGUUCUCUCGGCCCAUACACUGGUGUCUUCAACACCGUCGGAGACACUUUCGACCUCCCGCAUGCACGCGAAAUUCGACCUAUCCACAUCUUGCCUAAUCCACUCGAAGCUGUUCAUGGAGUCUCUGUCAGAGAACUGCCUGACACUUUGAUUGACCACACAGACGAUGAUGGCUCGCUUCUCGACCCUUUGUCUGCCCCAACUUCACUUGUAAGCCACGAUGGCCUGGGAGACGGUGGUCUUUCGGAUCCCGCGGCUUCAUUGAACUCCCUCGUUGACCCCGAUGAUGAUGGUGAAGAUGGAGACGAUGACAAUGAUGACGACGACGGGAAAGAUGACGGUGGGGACGAAAGUGAAGGUGGGGACGAUGACAAUGGGGCCGAUAUGGACAAUGAUAUCGGUGUUGAUAAGGACGGGGAAGAUGAUGAAUACAGUAGUGAUGUGGAAGACAAUGACACUAACUUGGACAACGGAGACGAUUCGAUCGAAGGGGAGCAGAACACCGCCGACAACGAAGACAGCGGUGACGGAGGCGAGGACGAUGUUGAAGGUCGCACUGAAGAUAUACCCCGCCGUCCGUUCAGAUUACCGCCACCCUCCCGACUCUCCAGAUGUGUCGAAUCCGCAGUACCUGCUGUCCGUUUCGUCUUCUACUAG
This is a messenger RNA of Psilocybe cubensis, 924 nucleotides long. RefSeq lists its product as uncharacterized. The record is from RefSeq and is a predicted model, not a curated record. The transcript has 3 exons. The coding region runs from base 1 to 924 and encodes 307 amino acids. Lineage: Eukaryota; Fungi; Basidiomycota; Agaricomycetes; Agaricales; Agrocybaceae.